AGGCACGUUCCGGCACCACCUCACCAGCUCAACUCCACAAUCGUCUCUGCCUCGACUGUACCAAUGGAGCUUCCAACAUGGGCGUCCUUCCUCGGUGUGGUGCUCGCCACUGUGAUGCUUCUGAAGGCCAUCCUCGGCCGCCGCAGCCGCCGCGUGUACAACCUCCCGCCCGGCCCCAAGCCGUGGCCGAUCAUCGGCAACCUCAACCUGAUGGGCGCGCUCCCACACCGCUCCAUCCACGAGCUGUCCAGGAAGUACGGCCCGCUGAUGCAGCUCCAGUUCGGGUCGUUCCCCGUGGUGGUCGGCUCGUCGGUGGACAUGGCCAAGUUCUUCCUCAAGACCCACGACGUGGUGUUCACGGACCGCCCAAAGACCGCCGCCGGCAAGUACACCACCUACAACUACCGCGACAUCACCUGGUCCCCCUACGGCGCCUACUGGCGGCAGGCGCGCAAGAUGUGCCUCACCGAGCUCUUCAGCGCCAAGCGGCUCGAGUCGUACGAGUACAUCCGCGCCGCCGAGGUGCGCGCGCUGCUGCGGGACCUGCACUCGGCGUCCGGCUCCGGCCGCGCCGUCAUGCUCAAGGACUACCUGUCCACGGUGAGCCUGAACGUGAUCACGCGCAUGGUGCUCGGCAAGAAGUACCUGGACAAGGAGGAGGCGGCCGCCGGGUCGGUGACCACCCCAGAGGAGUUCAAGUGGAUGCUGGACGAGCUGUUCCUGCUCAACGGCGUGCUCAACAUCGGCGAUUCCAUCCCGUGGCUCGACUGGAUGGACCUGCAGGGGUACAUCAAGCGGAUGAAGAAGCUCGGCAAGAUGUUCGAUCGGUUCCUGGAGCACGUCGUGGAGGAGCACAACCAGCGGCGGCUGCGCGAGGGCAAGGGCUUCGUCGCCAAGGACAUGGUCGACGUGCUGCUGCAGAUCGCCGACGACCCUACGCUUGAGGUUGAGCUCAACCGGGAAAGCGUCAAAGCUUUUACUCAGGACCUCAUCGCCGGUGGCACAGAGAGCUCGGCGGUCACGGUGGAGUGGGCCAUCUCGGAGCUCCUCAAGAAGCCCGAGGUGAUCGCCAAGGCCACGGAGGAGCUGGACCGCGUCAUCGGCCGCGGCCGCUGGGUGACAGAGAAGGACAUGCCCAGCCUCCCCUACGUCGACGCCGUCGUCAAGGAGACCAUGCGUCUGCACCCGGUGGCGCCGCUGCUGGUGCCCCGCCUGUCACGCGAGGACACGACCGUGGCCGGCUACGAUAUCCCCGCCGGCACGCGCGUGCUCGUCAGCGUGUGGUCCAUCGGCCGCGACCCCGCGCUGUGGGACGCGCCGGAGGAAUUCAUGCCGGAGCGGUUCCUCGGCAGCAAGCUCGACGUGAAGGGGCAGGACUACGAGCUGCUGCCGUUCGGGUCCGGCCGGCGGAUGUGCCCCGGGUACAGCCUCGGCCUCAAGGUCAUCCAGGUGAGCCUCGCUAACCUGCUGCACGGCUUCGCGUGGAGCCUCCCCGACGGCGUGACCAAGGAGGAGCUCAGCAUGGAGGAGAUCUUCGGCCUGUCCACGCCGCGCAAGUUCCCGCUCGAGGCCGUCGUCGAGCCUAAGCUGCCGGCGCACCUCUACGCCGAGCCAUGAUCGAUGCGUGCGUGAUUCUGCAGCAUAUAGUGGCCUCUUUUGCGUUGAUGUCUCGUGUGUGCGUCCACUUGCUGCUCCUGUUGUUGCUAUUACUUCUGUAAUAGUGUAAGUAGGUAUUUCUCCUAGCUUGCGUCGUGCGCUGCGUUGUGAGUUGUGACACUACAGUGGAAUAAUGGUGUAACCAACCUUAUAUUUAUUUAUACCAGUAUACUUUUACCCAACAAAGAUAAGUA
Molecule: messenger RNA, 1850 nt
Organism: Sorghum bicolor (sorghum)
Lineage: Eukaryota; Viridiplantae; Streptophyta; Magnoliopsida; Poales; Poaceae
Product: cytochrome P450 71A1
Exons: 2
Coding region: 64-1617 (517 amino acids)
Molecular function (GO): oxidoreductase activity, acting on paired donors, with incorporation or reduction of molecular oxygen; iron ion binding; heme binding
Source: RefSeq, a predicted model, not a curated record